Molecule: messenger RNA, 1760 nt
Organism: Patella vulgata (common limpet)
Lineage: Eukaryota; Metazoa; Mollusca; Gastropoda; Patellidae
Product: SCO-spondin
Exons: 5
Coding region: 51-953 (300 amino acids)
Source: RefSeq, a predicted model, not a curated record
CGUCGACGUCUGUUCAACUCUUGGCAUCACCAUUAGCAACAAAUUUUAUCAUGCAGGCUCUAAUACUAGUUCUCCUCGUGACCACUGUGACAGCCAUAUGGGAUGAUUCUAAACGCUAUUACCGGUAUCCGGUUAGGAACGAAUGCCAGGAGGUUAAAAAGAAGGGUUUGUGCCUUUUCGAUGAUAACCUGAUCACCUUCGCUAGUAGCAGCGCCAAAUAUCUAUUCCAUAAAUGUUGCUAUCCCAGCGAUGCCGUGGAAACAGCUUUUAUUGUUACCAAGAAUGGAGAUCAAAUUGUUAAGACCUUUAAUGGUGAUUUCAAGCCAAUGGAAUUUGAUACUUGUGCAAUAAAAGGAGAAAACUUCUGCCCUAAAUGCUGUGAAGUGAAUGGUAACUGGGGACACUGGUCACCGUAUGGUCCUUGUUCUCAGUCAUGUGGUACUGGUAUGAGGACACGCACUCGUAACUGUGACAACCCUGCACCAGCUAAUGGAGGUAGCGAUUGUGUUGGUAUGCCUACAGAAACUCAAAGUUGUAACACUCAGCUAUGUCCAGCUGAACUGUGUGCAAGUUUUGGUUAUGUAUAUGAUCCCGCCACCAACAUCUGUAUCAAAAUUUUUCAACACCUAGUGAAUUUCUUUGGUGCAGAGAAACUGUGCGAAGAGGAUGGCGGUGUUUUGCUUAAGUUGGACUCCUUACCUAAACGUGAUUUCCUACAAACACAAGUAGACGGUGACAGCGCUCAUGAUUUCAUAAUUGGGGCGAGAGAUGUAACCGGCAUGGACGAAUUUGAACAUCUUGAUGGCACAGCAGUUGUGUGGAUCGGCCCAGCACCCGAGGACUCAGACACUAUGGAUUGUGUGAGAUAUGUCAAAAGUGGUCAACGCAUGGACGAAACCCCUUGCGGAAUAAAAAGGAAGUUUAUUUGUGAGAGAGAUGUCACACCAAUGUAACCUACCUUGAAUUUAUAACCUCCGAUCACCAUUUUAUUUUUUCCGACAAUUUCCAUUUUGUUGUUCAAAGCUGAAUCCAGGUUAAUAUGUAUCCAGGUUGAUUAUGUGGUUAAAUAAACAGACACGAAAUAUCCAUGGUAGAAAAUCGUUCAAUCGGAUUCAAAAUAGUCACAUGAUCAAAAACCAUAGGUGGCGCUUGUUCGUGUUGACCAUACCCCCCAUAGAUCGUCGAAUGUUGACAAGUAUUUACGGAUGUAAAUUUAGGCAGUAUACCCAAAUCUACCUUUUACUCAAGAUACGAAAUUGAUUUCAGUUGAGAAUCUAAAAUCAUGGUCACCCCGAAGACUGUUUAAGAAUGGUUAAGUCUCAUUGUGUAAUUUUAGUACUUUAGGAAGCACUAUUGGAAUCCGUUAGGGAGCACUAUUGGAAUCCUUUAGGGAGCACUAUUGGAAUCCUUUAGGAAGCACUAUUGGAAUCCUUUGCAAACUACAAGUUUGUUAAAGAUAUAUCGCUAAUAGGAAUAGCCCCCCCCCCCCACCAAAAAAAAUAAAGAAAUAAAAUGGUUCAUUUCUCUUCAGAAUUUACAAAGUUAAGCCAAUCGCCAUUUGUUAUAGGAGAGCAGAAUUGAUAAGCCUAUUUUGAAUCUGGUUUAAUCCAAGCCGGAAGAUUAUCUAGGAUUGGUUAUUUGAUUUGUGUUCUUGGUUCAAUGUUAAAGGAUCAAGCUGAGUAGAUAUUAGGGUGGGUGAAGCCGUGAGAAAUUGGAAAUUUUAGCGGAAAAUCAAAAUGAUGAAUGGUUACUUAAAUAAA